This is a messenger RNA of Erigeron canadensis, 1896 nucleotides long. Its product is annotated as probable anion transporter 3, chloroplastic. The transcript has 8 exons. Gene Ontology annotation, molecular function: phosphate transmembrane transporter activity. The record is from RefSeq and is a predicted model, not a curated record. Gene Ontology annotation, biological process: transmembrane transport. The coding region runs from base 135 to 1664 and encodes 509 amino acids. Lineage: Eukaryota; Viridiplantae; Streptophyta; Magnoliopsida; Asterales; Asteraceae. Gene Ontology annotation, cellular component: plastid.
ACCCCAAUUCAAAGAAAGAUCAAAACUUUACAUCAAUGGCAACUCCAUUGAUCACAUUACAUAUUACAUAUAUAUAACUAUAUAUAUCUAUACAUAUUAAAUAUCAAAUUCACAUUUUCAUAGCUUCUUCCGCCAUGGCUGCAACAGGGGUGAGCUCAAGAUCCUUUAUUAAUGCACGAUAUUCAAAUCUAAAGGAUACCCAUUUGAGUUCGACCCUUUCUAAGAAAACCCUUUUGGGAUUUAAGUAUAAUAUUGACCCGAAAUGUGGUAAUUUGUUGGUUCAAGAAAGUGGUCGGAGAAACAGAUUGGCGGCGGCGGCAACUCCGGCGAGAAAGAAAGUGGAGGUGGUGAAGUGUACCGCGGAGGGGUUAGAGAGAGGGAUAUUUGGAGGGCAAAAAGGUAAAUUUGUUAUUCCGGAAAGAAUAAAGGUGGUGGGAUUAAUGGCAUGUGUGAUGUGUCUGUGUAAUGCUGAUAGAGUUGUUAUGUCUGUUGCUAUUGUUCCUCUUGCUGCUAAACAUGGUUGGAGUAGUUCUUUUUUGGGUAUUGUUCAGUCCUCGUUUCUAUGGGGAUACAUUUUUUCAUCUGUUAUCGGAGGAGCCUUGGUUGACAAAUAUGGAGGAAAACGAGUGAUAGCUUGGGGUGUAGCAUUGUGGUCUUUGGCAACACUUCUUACUCCAUGGGCUGCUAAUCAUUCCACAACGAGCCUUUUAGCCGUUCGUGCUUUCUUUGGUCUUGCAGAAGGAGUUGCUCUUCCUUCAAUGAACAUUCUUUUAUCGAGGUGGUUUCCAUGUAACGAACGAGCAACCGCUGUUGGUUUAUCUAUGGGUGGAUUUCACCUUGGUAAUGUGGUAGGAUUGGUACUAACACCUCUAGUGAUGUCAUCGGUUGGACUUUCUGGUCCAUUCAUUCUUUUUGCAUCUCUUGGUCUUUUAUGGCUAUCAACAUGGACUCUUCGGGUUACAAAUGAUCCACAAGAAAGUCCUUCAAUUAGUCAUUCCGAAUUGAGAUUAAUUCAAGCAGGGAAGUCAAAUGCUCCUCCUCUGAAGAAGGGAGAACUUCCUCCUCUACGCCUUCUGUUAUCGAAAAUGCCCACAUGGGCCAUUAUAUUUGCUAACGUUACCAACAACUGGGGAUACUUUGUUCUCCUCUCGUGGAUGCCCGUUUAUUUUAAAACUGUAUUUAACGUCAACUUAAAGCAAGCAGCGUGGUUUAGUGCAGUCCCAUGGGGAACAAUGGCAUUCUCAGGGUAUGUUGCAGGUGCUGCUUCUGAUUAUUUAAUCAAAGAAGGAUACUCGUUGACCUUUGUUCGUAAAGUCAUGCAGUCAAUUGGCUUCAUUGGGCCUGGAGUGGCUUUGCUUUGCUUAAACUAUGCCAAGACACCAGUGGUUGCGUCUGUGUACAUUACAAUCGCACUCAGCUUGAGCUCCUUUAGUCAAGCUGGAUUCCUGUUAAAUAUGCAAGACAUCGCACCCCAGUAUGCAGGAUUUAUCCAUGGAAUAUCAAACUCUGCCGGGACGUUGGCUGCAAUAAUCAGCACAAUCGGGACAGGUUACUUUGUGCAAUGGCUAGGAUCAUUCCAAGCUUUCUUAACCGUCACAGCUGGGCUAUAUUUUGUCACAGCCAUAUUUUGGAACCUUUUUGCAACGGGGGAACGGGUAUUUUAGAUUUCAUCAGUGUCCUAUUAUAUAUUUUAAUAGGAAAUGUCAAAUAUAGUGAUUCUUUCAAAGUUAUAAUUUGUUCAAUCUUUGUGCAAGAAUAUAAAAUAGCAUAGUUGGAACUUGUAAAGAGUAUUUUUUGGUUUUUGUAUCAUUUAUAUAUGGUAUGGCGUAACUGAUGUAUAGUGAAUCAACCAGCUUGCAAUGAUAGCUUCGGCAUCUCAGUCUCCUGUUUAUCGAA